This is a messenger RNA of Cavia porcellus (domestic guinea pig), 1350 nucleotides long. RefSeq names its product high mobility group nucleosome binding domain 1 (gene Hmgn1). Gene Ontology annotation, molecular function: nucleosomal DNA binding. Lineage: Eukaryota; Metazoa; Chordata; Mammalia; Rodentia; Caviidae. Bases 250 to 555 code for a protein of 101 amino acids. The transcript has 7 exons. The record is from RefSeq and is a predicted model, not a curated record. Gene Ontology annotation, cellular component: chromatin; nucleus. Gene Ontology annotation, biological process: chromatin organization.
CGGGGCCCGCCCCCUCCGCCUGGGUCUGGGGCCCAUAGUGAGACGGCGGCCGGGGUGGGGGCGCCCGGCACGGGGGCGGGGCGGCGGGGUCGAGUGACGUCCCGUCUCACCUAUUCCGGCGCGGGUUGAGGGCGCGCGCGCGGCGCGCUCUGGCGACGGGAGGAGUGGCAGCGGCUGAGUAACGUAGCUCCGCGAGGUUCCCGUGCGCCUCGGCCCGCAGCUUCCACAAGCGUCCCUCGCGCCACCAAGAUGCCCAAGAGGAAGGUCAGCGCAGCCGAAGGGGCAGCGAAGGAGGAGCCCAAGAGGAGAUCGGCGAGAUUGUCUGCUAAACCUGCUCCUGCAAAAGUGGAAACGAAGCCAAAAAAGGCAGCGGGAAAGGAUAAAUCUGUGGACAAAAAAGUGCAACCAAAAGGGAAGAGGGGAGCGAAGGGAAAACAGGCUGAGGCGGCUCACCAGGAGGCCAAGGAGGAUCUCCCUGCGGAGAACGGAGAGGCGAAGAACGCAGAGAGUGCAGCCUCUGAUGAAGCAGAAGAGAAAGAAGCCAAGUCUGAUUAACCACCCCAUGUCGUCUUCUCAGUGGUCCCUGGCUCCCUUCUUGUACAAUCCAGAGGAAUAUUUUUAUCAACUAUUUUGUAAAUGCAAGUUUUUUAGUAGCUCUAGAAACAUUUUUAAAAAGGAGGGAAUCUCACCUCAUCGCAUUUUUUAAGUGUAAAUGAUUUUUUUUAGAGGUGAAAUCAUUCGCUGGUUGUUUAUUUUUGGGUACAACCAGAAAAUAGUGGGAUACUGAAUUAUGGCAGGCUUUGGCUGUCUUGGGUGUCAGCUUAACAUUCCACAGGUGGGGGUUAGUUUUAUAUCCUGCAAUACAAAGCGUACUAAAUGGCAAUUUGGCGUCACAGUCAUGCAUUUAAUAUGUCUUGGAUAUUUUAAAUGACUUUUAUUCCCAUGCUGUUUUUAGUAGAAUUGUUUCCUAAAGAAAACUACUUCCUGAUUGUGGCCAUGUCAGAAUCGUGUGCACCUCGUCACAUCUUUGGUCGUGGUAGUCCAGUUUGCCUGAUGUUGUUAAUGUGCUGUGAAAGGUUGAAAAUUUGAGUAUGUUGGUGUAUGUGGCACGAAAUUGUGAGUCAGUGGGACAUAAGUGACACUUCAUCAGCAUUGGAAGAUACUGGUACUGAGUCCUCUUACUGAAAAGCUGCCUCCAAAUUUGAAGCUGGAAAGUCACUGGAAUAACUGAAAAAGAAACAAUACCUGGCUCUGUAGACUUUUGGGUACGUGUGUUAAGAGUUGUGUACAAAGUGAAAUGUCUGUAUUGAUCCUCAACACAACCAAUAAAAUCUCAAAUAUGGAAGACAA